This is a messenger RNA of Metarhizium acridum CQMa 102, 3609 nucleotides long. Its product is annotated as putative ATP-dependent RNA helicase DHR1. NCBI's taxonomy places the organism in Eukaryota, Fungi, Ascomycota, Sordariomycetes, Hypocreales, Clavicipitaceae. Gene Ontology annotation, cellular component: intracellular anatomical structure; nucleolus. Gene Ontology annotation, biological process: maturation of SSU-rRNA from tricistronic rRNA transcript (SSU-rRNA, 5.8S rRNA, LSU-rRNA). Gene Ontology annotation, molecular function: helicase activity; RNA binding. The record is from RefSeq and is a predicted model, not a curated record.
AUGCCCAAGUUUGUACCCCGUCAGAGGAAGCACAAGGUGCUUGCCCGACAAAAGGCCAAAGAAACUGCCCAGCAUGAAGUGCGCGACACAAACCAGGAGGUUCUUCCAGCAACACAGGCUGAGCGGCAAGAAAAGAAGGCUCGGAUGAAAGAGGAAUUGCGACAAGAUGGAGUUAAAGUUAGUGGCAAAAAGGCGAAGCGACUCGAGAAAUACAUCGAAAAUAAAUUGCGAAAAGACGAAAACCGAGAACUUCUCGCCAAACUGGCCGCACGCCGCAUCGACACAUCGUUGUUUUCUAGCAGUCGCUCUCUGGGACAAGGGAAAGAAACAAAGAAGCAAGCUUUGUCGCGAGCCUUGAGGGAGUCAAGAGUUGGCCUAGAUGGUGACGACGAGAUUCUGUUGGAGAAGAGACAAGAGCCAAUUGAACUCGAGGAUGACGAAAGCGACGUUGACGAGAGCAAUGUGGCAAGGUCUGCCAAGUUAGCAAUUGAGCCCACAAUAAAAAAGUCGAUUACACCUUCAGAAGUUCCCAGACAACUCGUACGGAUCCCUGACACAGAAGUCAUUGGAUCCGGCUUGAAGCGACCGUUGGAACAAGACGAUGAAGGGAAGCCAGUCAUCAAGAAGAAACAGAAACGGGGAGGAGUUAGAACAAAAGCAUCUACGGGAACUAUCGAGGUCAUACAACCGAAUGAGCUGGAAUAUGAGGAAUGGGGUGGCUUUGACAGCGAUGAUGAGACCUCGGAAAAGAAUGUAACCCAACCGGGUGAGGACAGUAAAUCCGAAGUCGAUGACGAUACAGGCUCUGAGGAAGAGACCAGUGACGAUAGUGAGGGGCACGAAGAGUCUGAGGGAAGCGAAAAAGACGAUGACGCUGAACAGCCUGCGCAACGAUCUUCUGCCUUCAAAGCUUGGGCUCUUCAACAGCGAAAUGAGGCCUUGGGUUAUCAACCAACUGAUGUCACUAUCGGCCCGUCAGAGGUACCAAAACCCGAAAAUUUUGUUCCCAGAGCACCAGAACAGGACCCUCUUCCCAUGGAGCUCCAGCCUACUGCGAAUGAUUCAAGAAAAGCUUUUAGCGUAACUGUGACAAGAUCACCAGAAAUACAAGAAGCUCGCAUGAAGCUGCCAGUGGUAUCGGAAGAACAGCGAUUAAUGGAGGCUAUUCACAAUAAUGACAUUGUCGUUAUUUGCGGAGCGACUGGUUCAGGAAAAACUACACAAGUCCCUCAGUUUCUUUACGAAGCAGGCUAUGGUUCUCCUGAUUCACCAACCCCAGGAAUGGUGGCUGUCACACAACCAAGACGAGUUGCUGCGGUAUCUAUGUCUCGAAGAGUGGCAGAGGAGCUGGGUGACCAUUCUGGAUCUGUGGCAUAUCAGAUUCGAUUUGAGGGCACAGUGUCUGAUAAAACCGCCAUUAAGUUCUUAACUGAUGGCGUCCUGCUCAGAGAAAUUGCUCAAGACAUCACCUUGCGGAAAUACUCUGCCAUUAUUAUUGACGAAGCUCAUGAAAGAAGCGUCAAUACUGACAUCUUGAUUGGUAUGCUGAGUCGUGUAAUCAAGCUACGCACUGAGCUGUCAGAGGAGGACCCCACAGUCAAGCCUCUGAAGCUCAUUAUCAUGUCUGCCACUCUCAGAAUAGAGGACCUGACAAUGAACUCAAUGCUGUUUCCUACGCCACCGCCUGUCCUUGAGGUUGAAGGGCGACAACACCCAGUUACCAUUCACUUUGCACGGAAGACGCACCAUGACUAUGUCGAGGAGGCAUUCAGAAAAAUUACGCGGGGUCAUCGAAAGCUCCCUCCCGGCGGGUUCCUAGUAUUUCUUACAGGGCGUAAUGAAAUCUUGCAAUUGAGUAAGAGGUUGAAAGCGGCCUUUGGAGGCAUGACUUCAGCAGAGGGACCUAAAGUGAAGAUCUCAGCAAGCGAGGCCCCUAUGGAGGUUGAAGAUAUCGAGUUCGGUGAUAUUGAUGAUUAUGGGGAUGAAAUGGGAGGCUUGCCAUCGGACGAUGAGGACGAGGAGGAGUUCCAGAUCGAAGAGGACCAAGAAGCAGCACCACUCAAAAUGCAGAUUUUGCCGCUGUACUCGUUAUUACCAACGCGAGAACAGCUCCGGGUGUUCGAGUCUGCGCCGGACGGCACGCGUCAGGUUAUCCUAGCUACCAACGUUGCAGAAACCAGUUUGACCAUCCCGGGAACGAGAUUCGUCUUCGACUGUGGCCGGUCCAAGGAGCGACAAUAUGAUCGCCAAAGUGGAGUGCAGAGCUACGAAAUCGGCUGGAUCAGUAAAGCUAGUGCAAAUCAACGGUCUGGCCGUGCUGGUCGAACAGGGCCUGGCCAUUGCUACCGGCUAUACUCCUCGGCUGUAUAUGAGCGAGACUUUCAGCAGUUUGCAGAUCCCGAGCUUCUUCGUAUGCCAAUCGAGGGCAUUGUGCUACAGCUCAAGUCCAUGAAUCUUCAAAAUGUCGUCAACUUUCCUUUCCCAACUCCUCCAGAAAGACAGAGUCUCGCCAAGGCCGAGAAGCUCCUUACAUACUUGUCCGCCCUUUCACCGUCAGGCGACAUCACACAAAUCGGCAAGACAAUGUCUGUCUUCCCACUUGCACCGCGAUUUGCAAAGAUCCUUCUAGUCGGCCAUUUACACGACUGCCUUCCUUACACGAUUGCGUUGGUUGCUGGUCUCUCUGCUGCUGAAGUUUUCCUCCCGGAGGCUCAGGCAAUCCCUGCACUGACGGCCAAGAAUGACGUCGAGAUCCGCACAACUGCCGACAUCAUUGCUGAAGACCGGCAGGCAAAUGUGCGUCGGGUGUUCAACGAGGUGCACAAAAACUUUUGCUACCUGGAUGAUAAAUCAGACGCAAUCAAGCUGUUGCAGGUAGUUGGCGAGUUUGCGCAUGAGCCUACUGAAGAAUGGUGCGAGAAGCAUUUUGUUCGGUUCAAGGUUCUCAAGGAGAUCCAGCAGCUGAGAAGACAAAUCACGGAGCUUCUGCGGAACAACAUACCCUCAUUCGCAAAUCUCAAGUUCCAAGAUAAACUGGACCCGCCGACUUCGAAACAAGUCAGUGCCCUGAAGCAGAUGGCGGCCGCGGGCUUCGUUGACCAAGUUGCAAUCCGAGCCGACCUGGCCCCUGCACCCCCUGAACAAUAUCGAAAACCCAAACGAGCAAUCGAUGUGCCUUAUAUCCCUCUUGUGCCCCUUCACGCCGUUCAGGGGCCCGAACACGACAGCUUGGUAUAUAUCCAUCCUACGUCACCCCUUGCACAUUGUAGCACCCAAGAGUGUCCCGAAUACAUUGUCUACUCCUACCUGCAACGAACUACACAAUCCGGCCUGGAUGCGUCGAAGAAGCCCAAGACGCGUAUGCACGCCCUCACAGACGUUACGGGUGGGCAAUUAUCAGGACUGGCCAAGGGAACACCGUUGCUUAGCUAUGGCAAGCCCAUCAAGGAGGUGAAGCCGCCGGCUGCGUCGGGAGAGGGAUCUAUGACUAGAGAGUGCUGGGUCAUCCCCUAUCUGAGAGCGGAGAAUACAGGAGGACAGGGUUGGCCGUUGCCUGCGAAGAAGGUGAAGCAGAAGAAGGUCCCUGGGAAGGGAUGGAUUGUAGAGUAG